AUGGCAAAGUAUGGUUGCCCCAGAAAGUUCAUCGCCAUCGUACGACAGCUCCAUGAUGGCAUGCUGGCAAGAGUUCAGGACAACGGUGAGACCUCUGACUCAUUUCAUGUCUCAAACGGAGUGAAACAAGGCUGUGUCCUUGCUCCCACUUUGUUCAGUCUCAUGUUCUCAGCCAUGCUGACUGAUGCCUUCAGCAAUACAAACAUGGGCAUUGGCAUCAGGUACAGGACUGAUGGCUCUGUCUUCAACCUUAGGAGGCUUAAAGCAAAAACCAAAGUCUCAACUGACACUAUCAAUGACUUCCUGUUUGCUGAUGAUUGUGCCCUCAAUGCUUCCACAGAGGCUGACAUGCAGCAUAGUGUUGACAAGUUCUCUGAGGCCUGCAACAACUUCGGCCUUACAAUCAGCACAAAGAAGACUGAAGUAUUACAUCAACCAGCUCCAGGAAAGCCUUACGUUGAACCCAACAUCACAAUAAGCGGACAACGUCUAAAUGUGGUGGACAAGUUCACAUACCUCGGCAGUACACUCUCAAGAAACGUUGUCAUUGACGAUGAAGUUAAUGCCAGACUUGCUAAGGCAAGUGCUGCCUUUGGCAGACUAUACAAGAACGUUUGGAACAGGAGAGGAAUCUCAACGACAACCAAGAUCAAGGUGUACAGGGCCAUGGUUCUUACCACAUUGCUGUACGGCUGUGAAACAUGGACAGUAUAUCGGCGCCAUGCCAGGAAGUUGAACCAUUUCCACACCACCUGUCUGAGAGAGCUUCUUGGCAUCAAGUGGCAAGACAGGAUACCAGACACUGAGGUCCUCACUCGUGCGAACCUGCCCAGCAUUUACACCGUCCUGAUGCAGUCUCAGCUCCGGUGGGCAGGACAUGUAGUUCGCAUGCCGGACGAACGUCUUCCAAAGAAACUUCUGUUUGGCGAGCUCCAGGAAGGAAGACGCUCUCAUGGAGGCCCAAAGAAGCGCUUCAAAGACACACUAAAAGAAUCACUUAAGUCUUUUAACAUCAACCAUGACACAUGGGAACAGAAAGCCCAAGACAGAGGAGCAUGGCAAACAGCUGUACAUAAGGGUGCUGAAGCAUAUGAGGCCAAUAGGACCGUAGUGGCCGUAGCCCGCAGGCAGGCCAGGAAGGCAAGGACCGCCAACCCUGUAGCAGCAGCCAAUAUUCCCUGUCCACACUGCCAGAGACUAUUUAGGGCACAGAUUGGCCUGACUAGCCAUCUGCGGACCCAUCAAGCUAAUGAUUAA
This is a messenger RNA of Lytechinus pictus (painted urchin), 1257 nucleotides long. RefSeq lists its product as uncharacterized. The transcript has a single exon. Lineage: Eukaryota; Metazoa; Echinodermata; Echinoidea; Temnopleuroida; Toxopneustidae. The record is from RefSeq and is a predicted model, not a curated record. The coding region runs from base 1 to 1257 and encodes 418 amino acids.